UGGGCUGUCACGCUGUCAGGAUGACGCGGUGUUGGAGGAUGCCGAGGCCGUGUUCGGUGGUGUAGCUUCCCGAAUCCGACCGAGCCGCCCGUGCCCGAGGGAUGGCGGACCCGGAGCAAGCUGCCCCCAUGGACGCAGCUUCUCUCCUUGAACGGGUAGCAGAACUAGAGAAAAACAAUGCAGAAUUUCUACGCACUAAACAGCAACUUGAGCAGGAAUUUAAUCAAAAGAGGGCAAAAUUCAAAGAGCUGUAUUUGGCAAAAGAAGAGGAUCUUAAGCAGCAACAUGCUGCUGUACAGGCUGCUCAGGAAGAGAUUGCUCAGCUCAGUCUUCAGUUAACACAAGCUCAAGCAGACAUGGAGCAUAUCAGGGCCAUAGCCACUGUGUCUGAGAACACCAAACAGGAAGCCAUAGAUGAAGUGAAGAAGCAGUGGCAAGAAGAAGUAGUGUCUCUUCAAGCAAUCAUGAAAGAGACAGUGCGUGAGUAUGAGCUGCAGUUCCAUCACAGACUGGAGCAAGAACGUGCUCAGUGGGGUCAGUACCGGGAAUCGGUAGAAAGAGAGAUUACAGAGCUCAGGAGGCGGCUAUCUGAAGGACAACAAGAGGAAAAUCUAGAAAACGACAUGAAGAAGGCUCAAGAGGAUGCGGAAAAGCUGCGUUCAGUUGUAAUGCCCAUGGAAAAAGAGAUUGGAAUAUUAAAAGAGAAACUGACAGGAGCAGAGGAUAAAAUAAAGGAACUGGAGGCAUCUAAGUCGAAAGAGAUGAAUCAUUAUCUCGAAGCUGAGAAGUCUUGUCGAACUGACCUGGAAAUGUAUGUUGCUGUUCUCAAUACACAAAAAUCUGUGCUCCAGGAGGAUGCUGAAAAGCUGAGAAAAGAGCUCCAUGAAGUCUGCCACUUGCUAGAGCAAGAGAGGCAGCAGCACAAUCAGCUGAAACAUACAUGGCAAAAAGCAAAUGAUCAGUUCCUUGAGUCCCAGAGAUUGAUGAUGCAAGAUAUGAAGCGCAUGGAAGUAGUCUUGACCUCCGAACAACUUCGACAAGUAGAAGAAAGGAAGAAGAAAGACCAGCAAGAAGAUGAGCAAAGAAUGAGAAGACGAAAAGAAAGGAAACAAAAAAGGGAGGACGCAGAGGCAAAAGCAUUCGAAGUGGCUUCCCAGGAUGAAUCCCUUCCAAAUCUUUUAAACCAAGAGGAACUGACGAAUAGUACAUACGGCUCAAUUCGUUCCUUGGAUGUGGACAUGGUGCUGAACGAAGGGGACUCUUUUAAACAGGAAGAUUUGUUUAAAGAUGGACUUCGACGGGCGCAGUCAACAGACAGCCUUGGGACCUCUGGUCCAUUACAGACAAAAACACUGGGAUUUAAUACUAAAGCAAAAUCAGCUGGAAACCUUGAUGAAUCAGAUUUUGGGCCUCUAGUUGGAGCAGAUUCUACUUCAGAGAACUUUGACACUUCUUCUAUUGGGUCAUUACAAAUGCCAAGUGGAUUCAUGUUGACCAAAGAUCAAGAGAAAGCAAUAAAAGCCAUGACUCCUGAGCAAGAGGAGACAGCCUCUCUUCUCUCAAGUGUUACUCAGGUGGAAUGUGCAUAUGUUCCACCCUCUGGCUAUCGCAUAGUGAGCGAAUCUGAGUGGGAUUUAUUACAGAAGGAGGUGCAAACGGCUGGGAAUAAGCUGGGCAGACGCUGUGACAUGUGUUCCAACUAUGAGAAGCAGCUGCAAGGAAUCCAGACCCAGGAGGCAGAAACCAGAGAUCAAGUUAAAAAGCUGCAAGUAAUGCUCAGGCAAGCAAAUGACCAGUUGGAGAAGACUUUAAAGGAUAAACAGGAGCUAGAGGAAUACAUGAAACAGAGUACGGAUGAUACCAGCGCUCAGAUCUCUACCCUGGUGCUCCGAGCUCAGGAGUCUGAAACACAGCUUAGUGAAUUACAGCAAGCCUUUUCUGCAGCAAAAAGAAGUGUUCAGGAGCAAAUGGCUGUAUUAAUGCAGUCAAGAGAACAAGUCUCUGAAGAGCUGACAAGAUUGCAAAACGAUAAUGAGAGCCUUCAAGGAAAGCAUGGCCUUCAUGUGUCUCUUCAACAAACUGAGAAUUUCAUCCUUCCAGAUACCAUUGAAGAAUUGCAUGAGCUGGUUCUAAAGUAUCGCGAGGACAUUGUCAGAGUCCGCACAGCGGCAGACCACCUUGAAGAGAAGCUGAAGGCAGAAAUCCUUUUCUUGAAAGAUCAGAUCCAAGCCGAGCAAUGCCAAAAGGAAAAUAUUGAAGAAACGCUACAAAUUGAAAUUGAAAAUUGCAAAGAGGAGAUCGCAUCAAUUUCAAGUUUGAAAACUGAACUGGACAGAAUAAAAGUAGAAAAAGAGCAGUUGGAAUCUACUUUGAAAGAAAAGCUACAAGAACUUCGGACUGUCACAGAACUGAAGAAUUCCCUAGAAGAUCAGAUUAAGAAAGAGACAGCAGCCAAGACAAGUCUUGAACAACAAUUUUUUGAAGAAAAGGACAAGGCACAGCGGCUGCAGACAGAGCUGGAUGUGAGUGAACAAGUGCAGAGGGACUUUGUAAAGCUGUCCCAAACCCUACAGGUGCAGUUGGAACGCAUUCGGCAGACUGAGUCUUUGGAGGCGAUUCGAGCUAUCCUAAAUGAUACAAAACUGACUGACAUUAACCAGCUUCCCGAGACAUGACCCUCCCUGUUUCUGUAUAGAGGACUUGGGGCUGCAACAUGAGGUUUUUUUUUUAUUAUUAAAAGAAAGAAAACUCAACUUUCUAGUAACAUUAAUAAUUAUUUAACUCUUAUCCAAGAGGAGAGGACAGUGAAUAUGUGAAAGGGAGCAGUCAACGAGAACACUUUAUAAGGGAAAAAAAUCCUCUUUGUGGAGAUAGGCAGGCCGGAGAGAGAAACAUUUCUGUUGGGAACACUAAUGAGACACAUUGCUGUGGUUAACUAAAUGGAGAUUUGCCUCCAGUAAUAAAAAAUCUAUGUAAUUGGUCCUUGUUUUGUUUACAAAAAAACCUAUGAAUUAAGCUGGCAAGAACUAGUCAGUUUGAAAGGAAGAUGCUAACUUGAACAUUUAGCUUAAACCGUCAAUCAGUUUACCUGGCAAACAUAUUUAUUAUUCUAAUGUUUUGUCUUGCCCAUUUUAUAACACCUAAUAUAAUAACUGGGGCAGGCCCAUUUCUAUAAUGUGUAUAGAGGUAUUCCAGUAUCUCACACUUGCAACUUUGUUGUAAUGCAUGUAAUACAUUUCAGGAGAGUUUGUCCUUCCUCUAUCACUAAAUGUUAUUGCUUUUGAAACCUUCCAAUUCUGUCCCUUCAAAAGUAUUAAUAUUUUAAAGUUUUUGGUUCUGUCAAUAAACUAACGGAAACUUAUCCAUUAAACCAUCAUGGAGGAUU
Pelobates fuscus (common spadefoot toad) is the source of this 3385-nucleotide messenger RNA. RefSeq names its product rabaptin, RAB GTPase binding effector protein 1 (gene RABEP1). The record is from RefSeq and is a predicted model, not a curated record. Gene Ontology annotation, biological process: endocytosis. Bases 102 to 2675 code for a protein of 857 amino acids. The transcript is spliced from 18 exons. Gene Ontology annotation, molecular function: growth factor activity; GTPase activator activity. NCBI's taxonomy places the organism in Eukaryota, Metazoa, Chordata, Amphibia, Anura, Pelobatidae. Gene Ontology annotation, cellular component: intracellular membrane-bounded organelle.